This is a messenger RNA of Bactrocera latifrons, 787 nucleotides long. RefSeq names its product phosphopantothenoylcysteine decarboxylase (gene Ppcdc). The record is from RefSeq and is a predicted model, not a curated record. The transcript is spliced from 3 exons. Gene Ontology annotation, cellular component: phosphopantothenoylcysteine decarboxylase complex. The coding region runs from base 13 to 588 and encodes 191 amino acids. Gene Ontology annotation, biological process: coenzyme A biosynthetic process. Gene Ontology annotation, molecular function: phosphopantothenoylcysteine decarboxylase activity; FMN binding. Lineage: Eukaryota; Metazoa; Arthropoda; Insecta; Diptera; Tephritidae.
CAAAUAGAAGCUAUGAUGAGACCUCAAAAGAACAUACUAAUCGGUGUCACGGGAAGUGUGGCGACUAUCAAACUACCACUGCUAAUUGAAAAAAUACAAGAAUACGAAAAAGACUACACCAUAAAUAUUAAAAUAGUCCCCACAGAGCACGCUAGACAUUUUUUCGAAAGUACGCUUUUGCCUGCAAAGGUAAAAAUAUUGAUUGAUGUCGCUGAGUGGUCAAUGUGGCAAAGAAGAGGUGAUCCUGUAUUACAUAUAGAUUUGGGCAAAUGGGCAGACAUCCUACUAAUCGCACCACUCAGCGCAAACACACUGGCCAAAAUAGCAACGGGUAUAUGCGAUAACCUACUUACUUGUGUGGUACGUGCCUGGGACCUACACAAGCCGUUACUCUUCUGUCCAGCAAUGAAUACUCGUAUGUACGACCACCCUCUGACAUAUGAACAAAUAAGCAAACUUAAGUCUUGGGGAUAUACCGAAAUACCUUGUAUAUCAAAGAUGUUGAUGUGCGGAGAUACGGGCAAUGGGGCAAUGGCCGAAGUGUCUACAAUCGUUGAACGAUUAAAACCCUUUUUAGAAAAAUCAUAGCUUCCAAGUUUUACACCUAUGUGCAUACACAAUUAGAUGUAUUUAGAUAAGAAUUACAAAUAUUUGGGUACAUGCGUACUGCGAAGUGACGUCAUUCGUUAUCGGUGAAUAAUUUCCUGCAAAGCAAUACUUUCCAAAAGGAACACACAUACAUUUAUUUAAGUAGUAUACUAAAUAAAUAUAUAAAUAUAUAUAUCUA